AUGAUCACCUCCUUGGUACUCCGCCGCUUUUUAAAUCUCAAUAAUGUGGAAAAGUUAAGCUCUGAAUAUUUUCAUCGUUCCAUGGGCAUGCAAAGAUCGACUACCAAGCUAGACAGUUUCGACCGAUCUCACUUUGUAGAAGUAGAUGGCCAAAGCCUACCACUCUCUCGCGAGCCUCGCCGGCCUGUUGAAUCAGAUACUUGCAUCUCUGUGAUCAAGCAAUGUGAGACCCUGAAAGCCCUCAACUCCGUUCAUGCCUCCAUGCUUCGAACUCACCUCCACCUUAAUUUGUUUUUCUUCACCAAUCUCAUUUGUCGAUACGCCUCCGUGGGAUACGUGGCUCAUUCUUAUGCUCUCUUCUCUGCAUGUGAAGCCCCCGACGUUUUCCUCUGGAACAUCAUGAUCCAAGGAUUCGCCGAGAAUGGCCCUUGUCACAGCUCUGUCGUUUUCUACCGUCAUAUGAGAGAUUUAGGCGUUUUACCCGACAAUUUUACGUUCCCUUUUGCCCUCAAGGCAUGUGCGCAGCUUCGGGACCUCGAAUCAGGGAAAGCGCUUCACGGGGACAUCGUGAAGUUCGGGUACGAUUCUGAUGUAUUUGUGACGAAUUCUCUUGUUGCCAUGUACGGUAAAUGCGAGCUGCCCCAUGUUUCACAGGAACUGUUCGACAGAAUGCGUGCAAGAAAUGUAGUUUCAUGGAGCUGCUUGUUAGGUUCCUACGUACAAAACGGGUUUUACGAAGAAGGUCUGUCCCUCUUUUCGAGGAUGUUGGACGAAGGGAUCAGACCCAAUAGAGCCACGAUUUUGAAUGUGAUACCUAGUGUGCAUCGAGAGGAUGAUGCUCGUGGCAUUUUUGAGGUUAUAGUAGAUUGUGGACUUGAUUUGGAUCAGUCUGUCCAAAAUGCAGUAGUCGGAAUGUACUCGAAAUGUGGAAGAAUUGACAUUGCUAAGAGAUUCUUCGAUGUAAUCCUCGACAAGGAUCUAUUGUCUUGGAGUUCAAUGAUCGAAGCUUACGUGAGAGCUGAUUUGCCAAUUUAUGCUCUGGAACUGUUCAAAGAGAUGGUGCUACUUGGAACUCGGCCGGACUCUGUUACCUUACUUAGUGUUGUUCGUGCUUGUUCCAAUUUGGCAUCCCUCCAUCAAGCACGUUUUGUUCAUGGUUUGGUAAUUCGGAGAUCCUUCUUCAAACAUGAAAUAGUACUUGAAACUGCAUUGAUCGAUCUCUAUGUGAAAUGUGGGAGUUUGGAUUAUGCUCGCAGAAUUUUUGAUAGACUUCAGGGAAGGAACUUAAUUUCCUGGAGCAUCAUGAUAUCAGGAUAUGGAAUGCAUGGACAAGGAAUAGAAGCACUACAUCUCUUUCAUCAGAUGAUGAAGGAUUCCGUGAAACCAGAUCUUGUUACAUUUGUCUCAGUGUUGUCAGCCUGCAGUCAUGCAGGCUUGAUUGAUGAGGGAUGGAGAUGCUUUUAUUCAAUGACAAAAGAUUUUGGGGUUGUACCCACAUCGGAACACUAUGCUUGUAUGGUUGAUCUGUUGGGUCGAGCUGGGCAAUUAAAUGAAGCUCUAGAGUUCAUUGAGGUUAUGCCAAUAAAGCCUGAUUCUGGUGUCUGGGGUUCUCUAUUGGGGGCAUGCAGAAUCCAUUCAAAUGUAGAGCUUGCAGAAUUGGCUGCUAGAUAUUUAUUUGAAUUGGAUGUUGAUAACUCUGGGAGGUAUGUUUUAUUGUCCAACAUCUACACAUCCUCAGGCAAGAGAGAAGAAGCCGAUCGGAUUAGAAGUCUAAUGAGAUAUAGAAGGGUGAGAAAAAUUGCUGGCCACACUAUUGUAGAAGUUAAGAACAAGACUUAUAAGUUUGUGACAGGGGAUCAAUCAAAUCCACAAACGGAUUUGAUCUAUGAAGAGUUGGAGAAAUUGAUGGAGAGGAUUAGACAAGAAGGGUAUGAACCAGAUACAAACUUUGUAUUGCAUGAUGUAGAAGAAGAAACAAAGGAAACGCUGCUGUAUUCUCAUAGUGAGAAGUUAGCAAUUGUGUUUGGACUCUUGAAUUCUGUCCCCGAGACUGUAAUUCGAAUCAAGAAGAAUCUUAGAAUUUGUGGGGAUUGUCAUACUGCGACGAAGUUUAUUUCUAAAGUCACUCAAAGGGAGAUUGUUGCGAGAGAUACUCACAGGUUUCACCAUUUCAAAGGAGGAGCAUGUAGUUGUGGGGACUAUUGGUGAAAGAGCAAAGAAGUAGAUAAUACCAGAUGAUCAGUGAUGCCAUUGAGCCUGUUGAUAAAUUGUGGGACUCAAUCUAAGCUGCCUAAUAGAUAACAUUGGAAAGCA
Messenger RNA from Telopea speciosissima, 2313 nucleotides. RefSeq names its product pentatricopeptide repeat-containing protein At3g26782, mitochondrial-like. Gene Ontology annotation, molecular function: protein binding; RNA binding; zinc ion binding. The transcript has a single exon. The coding region runs from base 1 to 2208 and encodes 735 amino acids. Gene Ontology annotation, biological process: RNA modification. NCBI's taxonomy places the organism in Eukaryota, Viridiplantae, Streptophyta, Magnoliopsida, Proteales, Proteaceae. The record is from RefSeq and is a predicted model, not a curated record.